AUGGUUACUAGUUCUACAUUGGCGACCUUGGACGGUGAUGCUACAAUUAAAACUGUUGCUGAUAAUGCAGAUGACUUAUCUGUAUCAAAAAAGGUUCAAAUACUAUGUAAAAAGAUAUACAACACCCAAAAGAAACAUUUGAUUAAUUUAUUAGAUAGUUUUGGAAACAUCGGGGCUAAUGUAAGGUUAUUACAGGGAUUCAAAGAACUCUUCUCUACAACAAUAUAUUAUACCCCAUUAUUAUGGUAUUUUAUAAUAUACUUAUCAAAUUUUGUUCUCACGUUUCUUAUAUUAGCUGCAAUAUUGACGCCAAUUGUGACACCUUUCUAUAUGUUAUUUGCUGGGCCAUUUGCUCCAUUUUUAACACUAUAUUACGUUACACUUGUAACACAAUAUACUACAUUAAACACUGGAUUAGGAUUGUACCGUAGUGACGACUACUUGAUAGAGAUAAUUAAUUUGACACUAAUCAGAAGAAAUAGAGGUUAUUUGAAGAAUGCGAAAUUGCAGGGCAGCAAUUUCACAAAUGCAAAAGCUAAGGCAUUAGCAAUUAAAGAUAAAUACAAUACAGUUGAAUUUUGGAUAGUAGAUUUACCUUAUUUGCUUGUCAGUGGUUCCCUAAGUUUAUCCAAAGUUAUAUUCGUGUUAAUAAUUUUAUUAAUUCCAGGAUUAGGAAUAAUUGGUUUCUUAUUAAUUAACUCCUCCAGAAAUGGUUUUAGAUAUGGUGAGCCAUAUGCAAUUUACAGAAAUAAAUUGAAUCAUGAAGAACUGACUGAUUAUUUUUAUCAACGUUUUGCUCAUUGGUGGGUUACAGGCAUUUUGACAAAUUUAACAGAACUGGUUCCAUUUUUGUGCGUCAUCACAAGAACUUCUAACUAUAUAGGUUAUUCCCUAUGGGAAUAUGAUUAUGUAGUAUCGAAAACAUUGCCAUUACAAGAUGAAGGACCAAAGAAACCAACGCCAUUAAAAGUACUUUUUGUUCCAAAAAAGGUCUCUGUGGACCAGAUCUUUGAGCCUCAGGACUACGAAUACUUGAAUGAACUUAUUUAG
Messenger RNA from Tetrapisispora phaffii CBS 4417, 1050 nucleotides. RefSeq lists its product as uncharacterized. Gene Ontology annotation, cellular component: prospore membrane; lipid droplet; ascospore wall. NCBI's taxonomy places the organism in Eukaryota, Fungi, Ascomycota, Saccharomycetes, Saccharomycetales, Saccharomycetaceae. The record is from RefSeq and is a predicted model, not a curated record. The transcript is spliced from 2 exons. Bases 1 to 1050 code for a protein of 349 amino acids.